AUGCAAGGAUCGGUCGAAUGCGGCAACCAAACACUUGAAUCAGCAGUAGGUAAAUGGAUGCACGAGAACAGCCGCAAAGAUUGGUCGAAAGGUUUGGCACAAGUGAUUUAUUCGAUUAAUACGCGUUCGACUCAGUCAAUCGAUAAUUCACCUUAUGAGGCAGUAUUCGGUCAGAAAGCAAGAUCUGAUAACCAAUUGCGAACAGUUUUAUUACAGCAAGGUGUUUUGAAUGAAGAAGAUCUUCCACAUGAGUUUAGUUAUGGAGGUUUAGAGUAUGAUAAUCUAAUGAAUGCUGUUAAAGUUACAACUUCUGAUACCAAUAAAACAUUAGCUUGCAUGGAUGAAGCACUUGUAACAGCAUCAAACAUACCUUUAUCAACAGCAUCAUUAGCUGUAUGUCAUACAUCUCUUCAUAUGAAAAAACGACGACGCACCAGACUGUUUUCCAAUGAUCAAAUUGCAUCUCUAGACAAAGGUAAGAUGUCUGCGUACACUCGUCUAACAGAAAGUGUCAUGAUAUCAUUUCUUUAG
Rotaria sp. Silwood1 is the source of this 531-nucleotide messenger RNA. The record is from the annotation of a GenBank genome assembly. Lineage: Eukaryota; Metazoa; Rotifera; Eurotatoria; Philodinida; Philodinidae.